Messenger RNA from Cryphonectria parasitica EP155, 696 nucleotides. RefSeq lists its product as uncharacterized. Bases 1 to 696 code for a protein of 231 amino acids. The transcript is spliced from 4 exons. The record is from RefSeq and is a predicted model, not a curated record. NCBI's taxonomy places the organism in Eukaryota, Fungi, Ascomycota, Sordariomycetes, Diaporthales, Cryphonectriaceae.
AUGCCCGCAUACGACGCAGAACUUGUCCACUUCUCAAGGGAGGCCAAAUUUUGCGAGCUCGAGAGAUUCUCCUCCGGCAGCAGGUCUGUCGAGAAGCAGCCUGCACUAACUGGCGAUGGUCAGUACGCAACCAAGUCAGAGGCCGCAGACUCUGAAGGAGAUGUGAAGAGGGACAAUGACAAUUACACGACCGAGUCCGACGUUGUAGCCAGAGGACGAGAGGGCGACACGGGCGACGGGCAGCAGGAGCCACAGCAGCCACAGCAACAGGACCGCCACCUGGAGCUGGCUUACUUUGCGCAGAGACGGGAGGAGGACGAGCUCGAUGCCCUACUGGACGAGGCGUACGAGUGGUGCGAGGAGGACACUUAUGUUCUCGCCGCUGGCCCUGACGAAGAGCUGCACGAGCUGGAUGGAUGGCUUCUGCGCGGUAAAGACGAGGAGCCGCGAACCGAUUUGCUCUGCUCAGAGUCAUCUUGUCACUUCUCGAACAUCGGCGGAGGAGGGAGGAGGGGAGGGGGGGAACAGGAGGGAAGUAAGCCCAAGUCAGACAGGUGGAAUUCAGAAGGGCCCAAGGAUAUCGGAGGGUUGGUCAGGGGCUGCAUGAACGCCCUGAUAGCCCCGAACGCCCCCUGUGAUGCGCAGAUCCGGGGCAAGUCAUGCAGCAGUGGUAGCGGCGGGGUGGUGGAAGACUGA